AUUUUCGCGUGAGCAAUCCGGGCAGAAGUAGGGGGAACAUACUGCAGAGCGCUCAGAUCUGCAGGACACGCUUGUUACGUCACUCGUCCUAAGAUAGGCAACAGCUGUGGAGCGGCUCUGCGGUGUCUAGCUGUCCGGAUCUGCAGACGCUUGGAGCGGCUGGGACAGAGAACUCGCAGCGACACUUCUGCCUUUAAGAAUUCGAGGGCAUCAAGUCUUCCGCUGACUGACAACUUGUUUUGCUUUAUCUGACUUUACUGAAUACCCAGACAAAAUGGCAGGCAAAGCAAAGGGAGCUAAAUACAGAGGCACUAUUGUCAACUUUCCUGAUUUUGAUCCAAGCAGUGAUGCUGAAGUACUGUAUAAAGCUAUGAAAGGAAUUGGCAGUGACAAAGAUACGAUUUUAGAUCUGAUUACUUCCAGAAGUAAUGCCCAGAGGCAGGAAAUUUGUGCCGCCUACAAAUCUCAUUACGGAAAGGACUUGAUUGGUGACCUGAAAUAUGAACUGACAGGGAAGUUUGAACGUUUGAUUGCGGGAUUGAUGAGACCACCUGCUUAUCAAGAUGCCAAGGAAAUCAAAGACGCCAUUGAGUGUUUAUUUGCACAGGGAACCCGUGAGGAAGAUGAUGUUGUGAGUGAGGACCUUGUAGAGCAAGAUGCCCAGGAUCUGUAUGAAGCUGGAGAAGCACAGUGGGGUACUGAUGAGGCCAAAUUCAUUACCAUUUUGGGCAACCGGAGUGUCACGCACCUUCAGUUGGUGUUUGAUGAAUACCAGAAGAUUGCAGAGAAGGAAAUGGAAGAUAGUAUUAAAAGUGAAUUGUCUGGUGACUUUGAAAGACUGAUGCUGGCCGUUGUUGAGUGCAUCAGAAGCCGUCCAAUGUAUUUUGCAAAAAGGCUCUACAAAUCUAUGAAGGGCCUUGGAACGGCAGAUAACACCUUAAUCAGAAUCAUGAUUUCCCGCUCCGAAAUUGACAUGCUUGAUAUCCGAGAGUGCUUCCGUCUCAAAUACGAGAAAUCUCUGUACAACAUGAUCAAGGAUGACACCUCUGGAGAGUACAAAAAGACGUUGCUCAAACUGUGUGGAGGAGAUGAUGACCUAGCUGGCGAGUUCUUCCCUGAAGCAGCACAGAUAGCCUACAAGAUGUGGGAACUUAGCGCCAUGGCCCGAGUAGAGCUGAAGGGAACAGUUCAUCCUGCAGCCAAUUUUGACCCAGGCAGUGACGCACGUGCUCUCCGGAAAGCAAUGAAGGGUUUUGGCACCGAUGAAGAUACAAUAAUAGACAUUGUUACUAAAAGGAGCAAUGCACAAAGGCAAGAGAUUCGGAAGAGCUACAAAUCCCAGUUUGGCAGGGAUGUCAUGGCAGACCUCAAGUCGGAACUCUCUGGCAAUCUGUCCAGACUGAUCCUUGGUCUGAUGAUGACUCCAGACCAGUUUGAUGCCAAAAUGAUGAGAAAAGCUAUAGAGGGAGUUGGUACUGAUGAAAGUGCUUUGGUUGAAAUUCUGGCAACAAGAACUAACCAGGAAAUCCUGGCGAUGAAUGAAGCCUACAAAAAUGCUUAUCACAAGAGCCUUGAGGAUGACAUCAGCUCGGACACUUCAGGGCACUUCUGUAGGGUUCUCAUCUCCCUGGUGCAGGGGGCUCGUGAAGAGGGAGAGGCAGAUCAGCAGAAAGCCCAGGAGGAUGCCAAAGAACUAGGUGAUGCUUGUGUUGAUGACUCCAGCUCCACGGAGAGCAGGUUUAUGAGUAUUUUAUGUACCAGGAGUUACCCUCAUCUCCGCAGAGUGUUCCAGGAUUUUGUGAAGUGCACAAACAAGGAUAUUGAACAAGUUAUUAAGAAGGAGAUGUCGGGAGAUCUCAAGAAUGCCUUUAUUGCUAUUGUCCGAAGUGUUAAGAACAAGCCUUCCUUCUUUGCUGAGGGUCUAUACAAAGCUAUGAAGGGAUUAGGGACUGACGAUCGUGCUCUGAUCAGGAUCAUGGUAUCCCGCAGUGAAAUCGACCUAUUCAAUAUACGCAAGGAAUUCAAAGACCUUCACGAUGCUUCUCUCCACGAGUUCAUCCAGGUCGAGGCUCUCUGUGGUGACACAUCAGGAGAUUAUCGUAAAGGCCUGCUAGCUAUUUGUGGAGGAGAAGAUUGAUUUCCUGAAAGCCAUCCCCUGCCUUUACCACUCAGGAGUUCUCCCAAGUAUGACAUUGCUUACCUGUUGCUUUAGAACAGAAGCAAGCUCAAGAUACAGUGACAAGCUCCUGAUCGACUCCUACAGUAUCUUCACUUUACCCUGUGCUAUGCCAAAAAAUGUAACCACCAGCCUUACAACUGAAACCCCCUGCUGCUUCCAUGUGGUCGAUGUUCUGCAACUUCCAUCUUAAGAAGAUUUUAAGGAGGAUGACAGAUUUUAUUAUUUUUUACACUGUCCUGUAGUUUGUGGCAUUACCUUUGAAUGUUAGGGUAGCAAUGCUUGACUUGGUUUGUGGUAAGGAAGCAAAACAAUGAUAAAAAAGAUUUGCUUGAGCUGUUAUAGAUCAGGACUCUCUACACUGGUAAGUCGUGCAACCUAGUGAUAAAAUUGGAUAUAAUAUUGAUUAUAUUAUUGGAUAAAUUGGAUAGAACAUGUUAAAAAAAUAAAUAAAUCACUGAAGUGUGCAUUUGUAGCUGUUUUGCUUUUUGAGUUUUUUCUAAAGAAAUAGCAAAUGUUGUGGGGGCAGUUUUCUAAAAUUGUAAUCAGAGUUAAGCAACUGGGAGAGAAUUACGAUGGUAAGUCUUAAUGUAGCAUAACCCACUGAAUUUAUAUUUAUAUUUUUUGGGUAAAUAUUACGAGAUUGUUCAACCAAAUACUUAUGGUUUCAGUUUUGAAGAGAGGUUUUAAUAGUUAUACUUAUUACAUUGCCCAUCCUUCUUUGUUCAUUUAGAAUUCUAGAUGCCAAUAGAGCACUCUUUCAAAUCUGCAAAGCAUGUAUUUACAAUAAAAAAAAAAUUAAACAUUUGGAGGGACAAGGAAUAGAGAACUGCAAAAUGUUCUAUAAUUGCAGAUUCAUUAAACCGUGUGGUAAUGAUAAUAACUGAUAAAAUCAUCUGUUUUUCCAAGCCUUUUUGUUCAAACAUGAACAAGGAGCUGCUAAUGAACAACAUAUCACAGCAAGUUCUUAGAAUGUGCUUGGAAUUUCAAAGUUGCUUAUAAGAGUGAGUAGGGCAUUCAUUUGGGCGUGCAGUGGCUGAGGCAAUAUCAAAGCACAGGUGUAAUUAUGACUUCCAAACAGUUUAAAUAUAGUGGUUCCAUUACAACCUUGUCAAAGACAUAUUAUGCAGGUUAUAAGCAAGCAGCCUGUCUGUAUGGUGAUAAACUGGGGUUAUUUCUGUAACAGAUCAAGCCUAAUUACAUUGUAGUAACAUUUAUGGCCAGGUUGGAAAUACCCUUCACUGCACAAUGUGGUGCAUACCUCCAUAGAAGGGUUUAGUUUCAACAGAUUUAAGAAACCAAAAAUAUGUGUUAUGGUGAAGCUACACUUCAGGACUGCUUACUAUUCAGUAGGUUGCCAUGAAGGGUGAGAGCCCUGACCAUGGCAUUUAAAGACGAUUUCUUAGUGACUUUUAUCACAUUCUUGUUCCAUCGAGUCCUGCCCAAGUCCUGUUAGACCUUCCAUCAGUUUAACCUCUAUUAAAUCUCAGACUUAGUACCUUGCCUCCAAACAGAAUAUUUAUAAACAUAGAAAUGUCAAGAUGUUUUGGUACUGAAGUCAAGCGGCAUUUUUUCUUCUUAUAAUCUUCAUAACACACAUAAGAGUUGAUAUAGUUUUUGUCUCGGGUUUCCAAAUGCAGGGAAGAUGAGACGUAAACAUAAGACAUGCUUAUUUACAUGAUUAUUAUUGUUGCUCAGCCUUUCUGAAUCUCCUCUUCUCUCCCGUAUUCUUAACUUUGCAUGGCUAGUAAUAAUGAGUGUGGCAAUUUCCUGCUUACCUCUGCCAGGCAGUAAGGUGCUAGGGCAAAUUGCCCAUGGAGUAAAAUCGUGAAAGAGGAAGCUGUACACUCCAGUUGAUCAGCUGCAUUCACCUCAGAUAUUUUCAAAGAGGAAGUUAGUGAACCAACUGGAGUGCACUGAAACCAAAAUCUCUUUGAUAUUGGACAAGCACAAACCACAAAAUUACCUGGGAGACUUCUCACAGAGCAGUGAAACUAGGAAUGUGUCAAAAAUUAGUUUGAAAGGGAUAACUUUUUGCUAAUUUAAAAACAGUAUUAUUAACAUGAACAGGUCCCUAAAUCAAAGUAAAAGCAUCCCUACAUUUGGAAUGAAAAGAGCACACAUUUGGAUUGGUAUGCAUCUACUGUAUGUUUGAGUAACUGGUUUGUGAAUUAAAUGCUUUUGUGAAGCACUAGGACAUAAAAAUCUGUUCCUUUUUAUUAAUAAUCCAACAAAUCAAAUUUUUGUGUGUUUGGGAGUUUUUCCUCUUUUUCACGUUUUUUUUUAAAUAAACUGAUCUUUUGAAAAUUAAUGUUAUAUUUCCUCUUCUGUAUUUACUAUGUGGUACUUCUGCUUUUGUAUGUGGUAUGUAAGAAGAAUGCAGGAUUCCACACUACAUUUUCCAAAAGAAUGCACUUCUUUUCAUCGCUAGUCAUAUUAAUGUUAACCAAUUUAACAUUUGGUUAACAUUUGGGGAUUAAAAAUAAGUAGUAUUUCUUCCAAAAAGUGGAAUAAUUGGUUAAUACUGAGAAACAAUUGGCAUAGUUCUAAAAAAUGUGUUCAUUUGUAUCAGCCAUUUAUUUCACCAUAAAGACAUGACCGUCUUGCUAUAAUUCUCUUUAUAUUAAGUUGUAGUACUCGCAUUAAAGGUACAGAAUUUGAGGGGUAGCGAUGAACUUUUAUUGAAUGUUUAAUGCAUUUUAAUUUUAAAACAUUAUUGCUUCAAUUAUUACCUUUAGUAAUGGUACUUUCUCCAGAUAUUUUGGGCCAGAUUAACUCAUUUACUGUACCCAUCACUACUUUUAUAAAGUAUAGGGGCUAUACCAAGACAUCAUAUGAUUUAGUAUAGUUUGCUAUACCUCAGCAACAAGACAUAUGUACAUGUAGAAACCUUACUGAUUGCUGUUGGCUUCUUUCCCAGGCCUGGUUUCAAACCAUGAUGGCCACAUUCUUUUGGCAGCAUGAGUUCACUAGUUGGUUUGUGGAAUGUUGAAAAACAUGCCAUCCUAUUGAGAAAGCACCCUGUAGUCAUAGAGCAUAACUAGGUGAUUAUGUGUUCAUGUGGUUGUGAACCACUGUUGUGCAGUUUUUUUGUUUUGUGCAGAGCAUGUUCUGUUUCUGGGAAACAAAAACAAAAUGUUGAAAGCUCAUUUUCGUUUGUUUGUUUGUUUGUUUAAAGAGGAGUAAUUGUCUUCAUAAAAACAAAGAUCCUUAGUCGGGUACUGUAAAAUGAAUGAAUGAAUCCGAACAGCCUGCCUAAUUAACUAAUUGUAAUUGUUUAUCAAUGCUUUCCCAUUUCACUGAUGAGAAAAAAAUGCUAAACCCACCAUCUACUGUCUAAAUAUUCAGCAUCUCUUAUUGAAAUGGGACAAAUAACUAAAAACUUUCACAAAAUUAAGUGACUUGCAUUGAUGAGACCAAAGGAUGAACACGAGUCUCUAAAUAGGAUUUUAAUUAAUAAAAGACAAAAGAGCUUUUUUAAGCACAGACUGUUUUAAGGAUAAUUGUUUUUUGCAACUGUAAAUAAAAUACCACCAGUAACUAGCUUGGUCUGCCCUAGGCCCAAUCAAUCAUGAGUGAGUCGUGUUAAAUAAUUCACACCUAUUGACAUGUACACCUGGCAUAAAAAAGAAAGCACAUGAAGUAUAAAUCUUGGGGAAAUUCCCAUCAUAAAUCAUCUGUCUUUCAAGCGCCAGGACUGGACCUCAAAAUAAAUAAUGCCCUGCACUGAAACAUGAAACACUCUCUUUGGCAUGGGGACAUUUGAUGGCUUUUUUUUCAUUUGCCUUAUCAAAGAUUUUAGUUUAGUAAUAGGAUACAAUACAUAUCCUUUCUUCAUCAAAGAAGAUCCAAAAAUGCAUAAGCUAUUUCUGAAACUAGAAUACAUUAUAAACCCCAAAGUGCUCAAUUGUUACUAUUAAUUGAUGGAGUAAUUCUACACAGUGCAUCACUGUCACUUUUUUAUGAAUCAGUAAAGAGUUUUUAAGUACUGACUCGACAUAAUCGCAAGUAAAUCAAGGGGAAAAAAAACAAACUGCUUUCUUUCUGAGGUUGCUACAACCUUUUUCCAAAGAAUUAGUCUGCUGAAAAAGAGCUUCACAUGGUAGAGGCACAAUAAUGAUUAUGCAAAACCUUGUUCUUUCAAAGCCAGAUGGAUUGUUACUGCAAGCCAGAACUGUCAUGCAGUGCCUGAUUUCAUGUGUGUUACCAUAGCUUUGCAACCUGAACUUCAUGCAGUGGACGCUGCAAAUAUGGAACAAUAAACUGUUUCCCUUUCA
Messenger RNA from Lepisosteus oculatus (spotted gar), 6453 nucleotides. Lineage: Eukaryota; Metazoa; Chordata; Actinopteri; Semionotiformes; Lepisosteidae. The record is from RefSeq and is a predicted model, not a curated record.